Messenger RNA from Rhodotorula graminis WP1, 3708 nucleotides. RefSeq lists its product as uncharacterized. Gene Ontology annotation, cellular component: prospore membrane. NCBI's taxonomy places the organism in Eukaryota, Fungi, Basidiomycota, Microbotryomycetes, Sporidiobolales, Sporidiobolaceae. The record is from RefSeq and is a predicted model, not a curated record. The coding region runs from base 1 to 3708 and encodes 1235 amino acids. Gene Ontology annotation, biological process: ascospore-type prospore membrane formation; protein localization to prospore membrane. The transcript is spliced from 6 exons.
AUGGACGGCCCACCUGCGUCCAGCGCCUCGACCUCGUUCGCCAGGGCAACUGGGCCGACCCUCGAGCAGCGCACCGGGUCCGCACCGCCCUCGCCCGUUCCCCUCGUCGAUCACGAGCAGGGCCAGCAUCGGCACCUGUACACCCAGCCCGACUACGCCGUCAAGACCAAGGACGAGCGCCUCCCCGAGCUCGAGACCAAGCACGCCGGCUUGACGGCCCUGCGCCGCGUCUUCAUCGGGCCCAGCUUCCACCGGGCUCAGGGCGGCGGCGGCGGGCCCUUUGCGUCGGCGCACGGCGGCGGCGGCAGCGGUGGAGGCAAGGGCAAGGCGAGGGCGGCCGAGGGCAGCGACGGCGAGCAGGCGCACGCGGGCAUGUCGUUCCCGCUGCGGCGCCGUCGGCGGGCGAGCACGAGCGCGACCAACCGCACGGGCAUCUCGGUCGGCUCGUCGACGCACGGCGACAGCUCUCGCGGCGGCUGGCACGGCGCGAGCUUUGAGAUCGGCGGCGACGUGCGCGACGCCGCACGCAGGCGGGACGCGCGCCUUGCUCGGCAGCGCGACGAGGACGAGGGUCGGCCGGCGGCCGACCGCGAGCGGGACGAGGCCGGCCACGCGCACGAGCACGAGGGAGCGCCCGACGUCGCGCGCUCGCUCCCGCGCAGCCCGGCACUCACGACGCGAGCGUCGUUCGUGACGGCCCGCACGCACCUGCCGCCGUCCACGGCGCCCGACCGCGCCUCGACCGCCGCACCGACGCCCCAGCGCACCUCGAGCCUCGCCCACGCCUUCCACCACCGCCCCGUCGACCUGCCCGACAUCCUCGUCACGGGUGACGCAGCCUCUGACGGCGCCCUCGAGGCGCCAAAGCGCCGCCCCGACCUCCCGCACCUCCAGUCGAUCCUCCGCACCCGCGAUGCUCUUCCUUCCCCGAGCUCGCGCCUCGCCACCAGCGCACCCGUCACGGUCUACGGCGACGCCGUCUCGCACCAGGAGGCGGCGCUCGGCGUCCGCUUCCCGGACGAGCCGGCCACGGUCCAACCGCUCGGCGCCGGCUCGGGCGCCGCACCGCCUGCGCCGCCGCUCGAGGUCCUCGCCCGUCCCGAACCAGACGCCGAGCCCGACGCUCCACCAUCGUCGACGGCGCGGCUCGUCGACGGGCUGCGACACCCGCUGCGUCACGAGGCCGCGCCCGCUCGGCGCAAGACCCGGCCGGGCGACGCCGUCCUGCGCCAGGAGCGCAUGCUCGUCCGCGUCGACUGGACGCAGCGCGAGGACCUGCCCGACGACUUCGACGAGCACGUCGCGCGCAAGUACCCGACGUCCAAGGAGGCGUGGGAGGAGGUCGCCGUCGUGUGGAGGGCGAGCGGGCAGAUCGAGCUGUGGGGCGAGUACUCCCUCAACAUCCCGGCGACCGUCCUGCACCGCAAGAAGCUCAAGACGGUCAUCCCGCUCACGGCGAGAAAGACGCACCUCUCGGUCUACUCGUCGACCGACCUCAUCUUCUGCCUCACGCACCGCCCUCACUCGCACUCGCGCUCGUCGGCCAAGACGGCGGUACGCGCCGGCAAGCCCGACGAGCGCACGGUCGACAAGGGCGACGACGGCAAGGACGAGCCGCGCUCGCGCAAGGCGUCCAAGCGCGGUCGGCUGCACUUCCGCACCGAGGGCACCAACAUCUUCCUGUUCCGCACCCGGACCCACGCCAUCGCCAAGGAGUGGGUCUGGCGCCUGUACCGCGCGCUCGGCGGGCAGCUCCCGCGCACGCUCGACGUGAGCGUUCCCGGGCUCGGCGCCGUCGUCCGCCUCCCUGUACCGACGGGCCCCGGCGACGACGGCGAUGACGAGGACGAGGUCAUGACGGGCGACGAGGACGAGCGCGCGUACCGGCACCUCCAGCCGCAGGUCGUCGUCGACGCGUGCGUCGCCCAGCUCGCGAGCGUCCCCGAGUGGCGCGAGGUCGUCGAGACGGCCAAGCGCGACGGUGCGCAGCUGCGGCUCGCGUGGCGGCGCGAGAGCACGCUCGACUGGGUCGGCAAGGGCCACCGCGGCGAGAAGAAGCGCGACUGGGCCGUCAUCGGCGGCUUUGCCUUUCGUCAGGCCCACCUUGCCCCUGUUCUCGAGCUUCGACCCGCCAUGCACUACCCGACGACCUGCCGCAUCCCGGCCGAGCCGGGUGCGCCCAACGCGCUCCACUCGACGACGACCCGCAUCUCGGAACCGCCCGGCAUCGAGGGCUUCCUCAUCCGCCACCGCCCGAACGGCACGGCCGAGCGCAUCUACCUCUCGAGCCGCAUGGGCAUGCUCUUCCUGUGCCGCUCGUCGACCGCACACCCGCCCGACCCGCCGAUGAACGUGUACGACGCGCUCAACAACCCGGCCGCCGUCGUCCUCGCGCCGUUCGUGUUCGCCAUGGCGACGCUCGCCGCGCCCAGCAAGAAGAAGCGCGACCGCCUUUGGGGCCGCAUCUCUCGCGGCGCCGUCGUCCAGGGCAAGGCGCACAAGCACGCACGUCGCCGAGACUGGACGCUCAAGAGCAUGACGGCCGCCGACGCCGCCGACGAGGUGUUCCACAACGGCGGCGACCUCGACAUCGACGGCGGCACGACCGACGCCGGCCAGUGCGACGGCAACGACAUGCUCGAGUGGCUCGACCGGCACGAGCGCGAGCGAGGGUUCCUCCAGGUCACCGACGCGCACGGUUUCGUCGACUUGAGCGAGCUCGAGACGAUCGACCCGGAGCUCGAGGACCAGCCGCGCGACCAGUUCGUCCAGGUGCACGACGUCGGCGGGCAGGGGGGCCUCAACGUUGCCGACGACAAGGCCAAGCUGCGACGGUUGCGCUCGUUCGUCGUCAAGACUCGGUCGGGCAUGGCGAUGCGGUUUGAGUGUCACUCGAUCGACGUCCGCGACGAGUGGGUCGGCCGCCUGCGCGCUCUCGUCACGUACUGGCGCCGCCGCGAGCGAGUCGACGCCAUCCAGCUCAUGAGCCUCUCGCCUGGCGACGGCCUCGUCAACAAGCUCCCGCCUCGCUCGGCGACGCAGAAGUUUGCCUGGAACGACGACUUUGACGACGGCGGCGCGCCGCCACCGACCCGCAACGAGAUCCUCGCGAGCCCUCAGCUCGGGCACGUCUACAACUGGUGCCUGCUCGACGGCUGCCGCGCCGUCAUGCACAAGGGCGCCAUGCACGUCAAGAAGGGUCUGCGCGGCACGUUCCACCCUCGUCACGUCGUGCUCCUGCCCGGCGUGCUCGUCGAGUUCCAGUCCGUCACACGCGACCUGCAAGGGAGGCCAAAGGCGACGCCGUACCACCGCCGCCGCCACGUCCUCACCCUGCGCGACUGCUACAUCUACAGUGGCUCGCUCGCGUCGCACCUCCUCGCGCCGAGCAAAGGCGCCUCGACCUGGGACCCGGCCGACGAGUCGGCUCAUCAGCUGCCGCGCUACUACUCGUCGAGCGACGGCCUGCGCACAGCCGACGACGUCGAGGACUGCACGUUUGCCAUCGUCCGCGUCAAGCACUCGCGCUCCGGCAAGCUCGACAAGCUCGACAAGAAGGUCGACGAGGCUCGAGUCUAUCGUGCUCGGUCAAAGCUCGAGCGCGACCAGUUCGUCUAUGCCCUCAACGCGUCGAUUGAGCGCAUCAUGCGCGGCGAGCGAGAGCGCGAGGACCGCCUGCGCGACUUUCCAUGGGCCGAGCGCACCUGA